Messenger RNA from Mesocricetus auratus (golden hamster), 985 nucleotides. Its product is annotated as olfactory receptor 7C2. Gene Ontology annotation, biological process: G protein-coupled receptor signaling pathway. Gene Ontology annotation, molecular function: olfactory receptor activity; G protein-coupled receptor activity. Gene Ontology annotation, cellular component: membrane. The record is from RefSeq and is a predicted model, not a curated record. Lineage: Eukaryota; Metazoa; Chordata; Mammalia; Rodentia; Cricetidae.
CCGUCCUAUGGAGAAAGAAAACCAAACAGGAUGCAGAAACUUUCUCCUCCUGGGAUUUACAGAAGACUCUGGCCUGCAGUCCUUCUUCUUUGGGUUGCUCCUGUCCAUGUACCUUGUCACCAUCACAGGCAACCUGCUCAUCAUCUUGGCCAUUAUAUCAGACCCUCACCUGCACACGCCCAUGUACUUCUUUCUCUCCAACCUGUCCUUAGCCGACAUCGGCUUCACCUCCACCACCAUCCCAAAGACUCUGCUGAAUAUCCACACGCAAAGCAAGCUCAUCUCCUUCCCAGGCUGCAUCACGCAGAUAUUUUUUUUCAUUGUGUUUGGCUGUCUGGAUAAUUUACUCCUGACUGUGAUGGCCUAUGACCGAUUUGUGGCCAUCUGCCAUCCCCUGCAUUAUGUGGUCAUCAUGAAUUCCUGCUUCUGUGGGAAGCUGGCUCUUGGGUCCUGGUUAAUCAGUGUCAUGAGUUCCCUUCCUGAGACCCUGACUGUGUUAAGGCUGUCUUUCUGUAUAAACAUGGAAAUCCCACACUUUUUCUGUGAUCUUCCUGAAGUCCUGAAGCUAGCAUGUUCUGACACCCUUGUCAAUAACAUUGUAGUAUAUUCUAUAACUAUAGCCAUAGCUGGUUUUCCCUUCUCUGGGAUUCUAUUGUCCUAUUAUCAGAUUUUCUCCUCCAUCCUAAGAAUUCCCUCAGCUGGGGGCAAGUACAAAGCCUUUUCCACCUGUGGGUCUCACCUCUUGGUGGUCUUCUUGUUCUAUGCAAUGGUCUUGGGGGUCUACCUCAGCUCAGCAGCCAUGCCAUCUUCUAGAAUGAAUCUGAUUGCCUCGUUGAUGUACACCGUGGUCACUCCCAUGCUGAACCCCUUCAUCUAUAGCCUGAGGAACAAGGACAUGCAGAAGGCUUUGGGGAAACUCCUCAGAAAGAUGAUGCUUCUUGGAGAAGGGACCAUAGCAGGACCCCCAUAAACAGCAAUUCAGUGA